Messenger RNA from Alnus glutinosa, 1268 nucleotides. RefSeq lists its product as uncharacterized. NCBI's taxonomy places the organism in Eukaryota, Viridiplantae, Streptophyta, Magnoliopsida, Fagales, Betulaceae. Gene Ontology annotation, cellular component: chloroplast. The transcript is spliced from 8 exons. The record is from RefSeq and is a predicted model, not a curated record. Bases 32 to 772 code for a protein of 246 amino acids.
UCACCGGCCAUGAAUACCAUUCCAUUCUCUCAUGGCCAUUCUCUCCCUCUCUCCACACCCACCGAACCCUCCCCAAAACCCCAACCCCAACCCUGCCACCACCAAACCCACUUCUCUCACCGCUCCCAAACCCGCAGCUUCCAAGAGGCACUUUCUCCUCAAAACCACUUCGCUUUUCAUCAUUUCCUUGACCCCAGCAUGCCCACUUGCCCAUUCUUCAGCUGAACCUUCGCUGCCUCCGAAGCCGGCUCUUUCCGGCAUUGCAAACACGAAGUCUUGGUUCCAGUUCUAUGGUGCUGGGUUCGCCAUUCGGGUGCCGCCACAGUUUGAGGACAUCACGGAGCCCGAGGAUUACAGUGCUGGAUUGUCUCUUUAUGGAGACAAGGUAAAGCCUAAGACUUUUGCGGCAAGAUUUGCAUCACCAGAUGGAUCUGAAGUUUUGAGUGUGGUCAUUCGCCCAACCAAUCAACUCAAGAUCACCUUUUUAGAGGCCAAAGACAUUACUGAUUUAGGUUCUUUGAAGGCGGCUGCAAAAAUUUUUGUUCCAGGUGGGUCCAAUUUACACUCUGCAAGAACUAUAAAAAUAAAGGAAGAGGAAGGUCUCAGGACUUACUACUUCUAUGAGUUUAGUAGAGAUGAACAGCAUGUAGCCCUAGUAGCUGCUGUUAAUAGUGGAAAGGCAAUUAUUGCUGGAGCAACUGCCCCACAGUCUAAAUGGGAUGAUGAUGGAGUGAAGCUUCGGUCUGCUGCUGUAUCACUAGCAAUUCUCUAGGCAUGCGACCCAAUGAUUCAAUAAGCAGAAGAACCAUGACUCAGUUUCAAUUACAGACCGCGCGUUCAAGUGCUUCCAAUUGACUUAACAAAUUUAACGGUGCCUGCCCGGGUUCCCUUCGCCGGUUAUACUUCACACUUAUUUAUCACACUCAUUUCACACUGAUUGAUGUGUCUUGUUUUGAGUUACUGUCUCUGACAUGAAAAGUUAUUGAAAACAUGCCAUAUCAGCCAGUAUGAAAUGAAUGUGAAAAGUAACAUUAUUUAUCUAAAACAUUAUACGAUUUCCAUGGGCUUAUCCUUCCUGUGAUAGAACAGGUUCUCCUAAUCAAUGGCUUAAAAUGGGCCUUUUUCGCUUUCAGCCAGAGCUGCAAAUGGGCUGAAAGCUUCCGAUUAAUGUACGAUAAGUGCAUUUAGUCAAUCAGAUUAGAAUCGUAGGCCUAUAGUAGCAUAUUUUCUGCUUUGCUAAUGAUUGGAGCAUAAAUUGAAUUUCUUGG